This is a messenger RNA of Chelmon rostratus (copperband butterflyfish), 1702 nucleotides long. It is a transcript of the gene sgf29, whose product is annotated as SAGA complex associated factor 29. The transcript is spliced from 10 exons. The record is from RefSeq and is a predicted model, not a curated record. The coding region runs from base 146 to 1018 and encodes 290 amino acids. Gene Ontology annotation, cellular component: SAGA complex. Lineage: Eukaryota; Metazoa; Chordata; Actinopteri; Chaetodontiformes; Chaetodontidae.
GUAACACCGAGGAAGAAGAAGAGGAAGAAGCUAAUCUGUGUAGUUAGCAAGUCGGUAAUAAAUAAACAGAAAAACUAACACGGUUUCGUCUGUAUCAGCGCUGUUCUAACAAGACUCUAUCUGAAUGCCAAGACCUUGAAGGAACAUGUCAGCUGAUACCAAGAUUGCCGAGUUGCUCACGGAGCUCCACCAGCUCAUCAAACAGACCCAGGAGGAGAGGUCCCGCAGUGAACAUAAUCUGCUCAACAUUCAGAAAACACACGAGAGGAUGCAGACGGAAAACAAAACUUCCCCGUACUACCGGACCAAGCUGAGGGGUCUGUACACCACAGCCAAAGCAGAUGCUGAGGCCGAGUGUAGUAUUCUGCGCCACGCUCUCGAUAAAAUUGCAGAGAUCAAGUCUCUGUUGGAGGAGAGGAGAAUAGCUGCUAAGAUGGCGGGAGUUUACAGCGACAGCGACCCUCCCAGGAAGACGAUGAGGCGAGGCGUCCUGAUGACGCUCCUCCAGCAGUCGGCCAUGACGCUCCCCCUGUGGAUCGGCAAGCCGGGAGAAAGCCCGCCUCCUCUUUGCGGGGCGACUCCAGCCAGCAGCGACUACGUGGCCAAACAGGGCGACAAGGUGGCAGCGAGGGUGAAGGCCGUGGACGGAGACGAGCAGUGGAUCCUGGCUGAGGUGGUCAGCUACAACCACUCCACCAACAAAUACGAAGUCGACGACAUCGAUGAAGAAGGCAAAGAGAGACACACUCUGAGCCGACGGCGGAUCAUCCCUCUGCCUCAGUGGAAGGCCAACCCGGAGACGGACCCAGAGGCCCUGUUCAGUAAGGACCAGCUGGUGCUGGCCCUCUAUCCACAGACCACCUGCUUCUACAGGGCCCUCAUCCACACUCCACCACACAGGCCGCAGGACGACUACUCGGUGCUGUUCGAGGACACGUCGUACGCUGACGGUUACUCCCCUCCGCUCAACGUGGCCCAGAGAUACGUGGUCGCCUGCAAAGAGAACAAGAAGAAGUGACUGACGGCUGCAUAUUAGCACCAGGUCGACGAAGAAAAGCCUGUUUGGGAGCAUUGUUGUGUUUUAAAAUGACACUGAUUUCCAUUUUUAUAUGAAAAUAUGUUCAGAAAUAUUUGUCAAAUUUGUGUUUCAGAGCAUUUAGAGCAGGUUCUGGUCCACAGCUUGUCUUGAUCGAUCAAGUCCCUGAACAGACUUUCUCUUUUAUAUGAGAUUGUAUUUGUCAAACUCACCAUGCGGAGAAGAAGUGAAAAUAACAACCCAGACCUGAACGUCUCAUGGGGUAAAAUCUCAGCUGUGUCCUGAAUCCAUUCAACAUGCAAACUCAGAGUCUGUAGUGUCUUCACACAAGAAAAGGGACAAAAUAAAGAACUGAAAAAUCCUCCAAACAGUCACUGUAGACGCUGAAGAUUUUUACUGUUGUCCCACAAUGCAUCAGACAAAGGAGCUGCUCACAUCUGAGGGUGAACGCCAGGAACGCGUCAGAAAACAACACGAAGACACAGCAGCUGAGUUUGUAUUCUAAUAAAGACGCUGAACAUGUUUCAAACAUCCUGUUUAAGCGUCCAGUGGCCAGCAGAAACCUGCUUCCUGUGCUGUUUGAUUAUUCUGCAUAUUUUAUAUAUUUUUUACAUGUCAGGUGUUUAUGAUUGUUGUGUGAAACUUAAAGAUCAGACUGAAAUACGA